This is a messenger RNA of Pseudovirgaria hyperparasitica, 1416 nucleotides long. Its product is annotated as RNA-binding domain-containing protein. The transcript has 2 exons. Lineage: Eukaryota; Fungi; Ascomycota; Dothideomycetes; Acrospermales; Acrospermaceae. Bases 1 to 1416 code for a protein of 471 amino acids. The record is from RefSeq and is a predicted model, not a curated record. Gene Ontology annotation, molecular function: RNA binding.
AUGGGCAAAUCAAAGGACGCGAAGGUAUCUUCGAAAAAGACCAGCAAGGAUGUAUCCUCCAAGGUCAAAGAUACCAAGUCCUCCAAGUCUGCCGCCACUCCCCAGGUCAAGUCGAAGUCCGUUGCCAAGGACGUUGCUGGCAAGGCCGACAAGAAGAAGUCUAAGAAGGUGAAGGAGCCCACUCCCGAGCCAUCAUCCUCUGAGAGCGAAAGCUCUGCUGAAGAGGAGGACUCCGCGAGCGACUCUGACUCGGAUUCCGAGUCUGAAGUUGAGGUGCCCGCACCAAAGGCUAACGGUGCUUCUAAGAAGGCCGCCACGCCUAGUGAUUCAGAUGACUCCUCAUCCGACGAAUCUGACGCUCCUGAACCCAAGCAGGCUGCUGCUUCCAAGGACGAAGACACUUCGGAUGAGAGUGACGACAGCUCCGACAGCGAGGCACCCGCUAAGACCAACGGCGCUGCCAAGUUGAAUGGCUCCACCAAGAAGGCUGAAACUACCUCCGACUCUGACUCCUCCGAUUCUAAUGACGAUGAGAAAGACGAUGACUCUGACUCGAGCGAUUCUGAUGAGGAGGAGGUACCCUCAAAGAAGCGUAAGGCUGAGGACGAUGACGAGCCAGUCGCAAAGAAGACCAAAACGGAAGAGUCCUCUGACGAUGGUCCCAAGACACUAUUUGUCGGCCGCCUCAGCUGGAGCGUUGACGACGACUGGCUUCGCCGAGAAUUUGAGCAGUUCGGUGAGAUCACUGGUGCUCGCGUCAUGAUGGACAGAGCCACUGGCAGAUCCAAGGGCAUGGGUUACGUUGACUUCGCCGAGCACGCUUCCGCCAAGAAGGCCCUCGAGGAGGCCCAAGGCAUCGAGAUUGAUGGCCGUCCUUGCAAUCUCGACUUUGCUACCCCCAAGCCUGCCCGUGAUGGCGACUCAUCCCGCCAAAAGUCAUUCGGUGACCAGAUCGGUGCUCCCUCCGACACUUUGUUCGUGGGUAAUCUUUCUUUUGAUAUCACCAACGACGUUCUCCAGGAGGGUUUUGCCCAGUACGGCACUAUCACUCGCGUCUCCAUCCCCACUGACCAGGAGAGUGGCCGCGUCAAGGGCUUUGGAUAUGUCGGUUUCAGCUCCGUCGACGAGGCCAAGGCUGCCCUUGAAGAAUGCCAGGGCGUUGAGAUUCUUGGCCGUGCUUGCCGUCUUGACUAUUCUCAACCCCGCGCCGAUCGUGGCGGCGGUGGUGGCUUCGGAGGUCGUGGAGGUGGCCGUGGAGGCGGACGUGGUGGAUUCAGCGACCGUGGUGGCCGUGGAGGACGUGGCGGUGGCCGUGGUCGUGGCGGAGACCGUGGUGGCCGUGGAGGACGAGGAAACUUCACUACCAACCGUGGUGGUUUCGGCGACUUCAAAGGCAAGAAGAUGUCCUUCGACUAA